Molecule: messenger RNA, 1740 nt
Organism: Urocitellus parryii (Arctic ground squirrel)
Lineage: Eukaryota; Metazoa; Chordata; Mammalia; Rodentia; Sciuridae
Source: RefSeq, a predicted model, not a curated record
CUCUUGUAGUGAGAUUUCUGACCAAACGGUUCAUCUGGGAAUAUGAUCCCACCCUCGAAUCAACCUACCGACACCAAGCAACCAUCGAUGACGAAGUUGUUUCCAUGGAGAUCCUUGAUACUGCUGGUCAGGAAGACACCAUUCAAAGAGAAGGGCACAUGCGAUGGGGGGAAGGCUUUGUGCUGGUCUAUGACAUUACUGACCGAGGUAGUUUUGAGGAAGUGCUACCACUGAAGAACAUCCUAGAUGAGAUCAAAAAGCCCAAGAAUGUGACUUUAAUCUUGGUUGGAAACAAAGCUGAUUUGGACCACUCCAGACAAGUGAGUACAGAAGAAGGGGAGAAGCUGGCCACAGAAUUAGCAUGUGCUUUUUAUGAGUGCUCUGCCUGCACUGGAGAAGGGAACAUCACAGAGAUCUUCUAUGAGUUAUGUCGAGAGGUGCGWCGCCGGAGGAUGGUGCAGGGCAAGACGAGGAGACGCAGCUCCACCACACAUGUCAAGCAGGCCAUCAACAAGAUGCUCACCAAAAUCAGUAGUUAGGCUUCUCUAGUCUUUCAGAGGCACUGCAGAGGUGGGUUGGGUCAUUGGAAACUGUGCCCUUCUUUUUUCCUUCCAAAAAUGAAAUGAAAUACCCCACUCCUUGUUUUGACUAUGGGAAUUGUCUGGGCUUCUCAUUAUUCCCCACCUUCCAUAAGUUUGGGGUUUUAGAGUGUCUUGUGCAGUUUCAAUGCUGACARUUAUUCCCUUUCCUGCUUGCAUAGGAUCCACUCCGCUACAGCUUGAAGAUGUAGCUACCAGAAAUUGAGAAAUGGCUGGGCUCAUAUUCAGCUAUUUUCAGGCAUCUCCACAUUGCUUAAACAAGUUGGUCUUUUCAGAGGCAUUUUAAAUUAAAUUUUAAAUUCCAUUUCUUGUCAAAGACUACCAAUGAUCAUCAUAAAUGUCUGAGAUAGCACAAAAUAAAGUAAAAACACCAGAAGGACAGCUGAGCUGUUGGAGCUAAGACUAGAACUCCAGUUCCUCUUUGAAGUGAGGAUUUUCUGAAUUAUCUUAAAUCACUGAGUUUUUCUUUAACCCUGCAAUUUGUUCUUACCUUGAAACAUGAACACAUGAAGGUUUUUCACUGUCAUAGAGUUCAUUUCAAUUUGAGUUGAUUCUCUCAAUGACAUAUUAACCAUUAUGCCCUGAUUCUUCUUGCUUGGCUUAUACACCUCUGUAAUAACAGAGGCAGCAAGACCCACUAUUCAAAUCUUGAUAAAGCUUUCUCCUCAAACCCAAGGUGAUGUAAAACAUUAGCAAUCUUUUCACCAAAUUCUAAUUUCAUUGCAUGCAUGUAGGAGUUAGACUUAGAGAUGCCUGAUUGUUUCUCACUCUGUUUAUCACCUUAGCAGAAAGACAAUAAUCCAAACAACAGGGUAAUUARGAAUGGAGCUUAAACACCCCUCUGUAGAGAAGCCAAGGCUCUGUGCCAGUCACAUCAGAAAAAGAAGCCUCUGCUUCAUUAAGAUGACCACRUGAUUUCUUUAACAUUUUAGGUAAAUUAAUUCACUUAGAAGAAUUCAGAAAAGAACAGAUGAUUUGAGUUCAUUAUAUCUGAAUAAAUGUGCAUAAAACAGAUUCUUAUAUUAUAAAAGUACAGCCUAUAACUAACAAGGCUUUAUAACUCUCUUCUUCCUCUUAUGCCCCCAUAUAUCAACAUUUGGGCACUUUAUUUUAGAAGAAAAUAUAUAUCUUUUACAUAUGU